GAUAACGGUCAGCUUGUGCUUGUGUCUAAUUAGGCUUGUCUGAAGUCUGAGACAACUAAAUUCUUGAUUUCUGAUUGAGUGAUUUCAUUUUAUGAAAUUUGAUUCUUCGUUUGAUUAGUUAUUUGUUGUACUUAAACGAACAAUGUGCAGUUGUUGUAACAGGUAACGUUGCAUGGGUAUCUUGAUAGUGAGAUUGUGCCAAAAAGUUUCCGUCGUUUUAAUGUUGAUAAACAUCUGACAUUAGAGUACAUUUUGUCCUGUGUCCUGUGACUUCCGAAAAGUCAAAUGUUUGGACGCCAGACUAGCAGUGCUCUUUUGAAACCGUCAACUGACAGACCGAGGAGAAAUUUAUCACAGAUAAGCAAGUGUUUGGAUUGUUAAAUUACGGGUUGUUGGAUAUCGACAACAUGACAAAUAUAGACGAUUUUGGGCAAGUGGAUGACGAUGAUUUGAAAGCAAAACUUCUAGCUCUAACGAAAGGAAACGCACCUAAGUUGAAAGUGAAAGCUAAGCCAAUAGUUGAUCCUGCCGAGCUGGAUAAAAUGGCGCAGGAAAGCUUUUGUGAUGUACCCUCUGAUGAUGAUGUGUCUUCGGGCGGAGAUAAUCCCAGCAUAAUGGCUGAGUUACAUGAACUACAAUCUGAUGGAGACAGCCAGCGCAUCCAGCUCCGGUUGAACUAGUAGUUACAUAUCGUCUACUAAAAAUAUAUUAGAAGAACGACUGGAAUUGUAUCAAACUUCCGAACAAAACGCUGAAAAUGCCGGUGAUUCUACAAAAGCUAGAAGAAUGACGCGAGGUAUUGCACCUUUGAAGAUUUAUUAAGGAGAGUGAAUUCUUGAGUUGAGCUAUUAACGCGGAUGAUAUUCAACCAGUCGUUUCGACUUUCGACCGGAUCUUCUAAACCUUCUCAUCCGCCAUCUGAAACACCUGAUAAACCACCCGAACUUGAUGAGCCGACACCCCCAAGCGUUUCUUCUGUUCCUCCGCCGUUACCGCCUCGUUCUUCUUUACCGUCAUCGCCCAUUAAAGAUUCCAAUAACCAUCGAGAUGCAACUCAAUCUAGCAGAAGUGCCAAUAAUGUAAUUGAUAUUCUGAAAGAACGUAAAAUGCAAUAUAAAAUGAAGUGCCGUUUUCGCCAAGAAAAAUGAAGAUCUUCAGACUGCAUUAGCUUAUAUGAAAAUUGUCAAAAGGGCUUGCAGCCACUUAUUAAAGAAGUUGAAGGAGGAGCUACGGUUAAUUUAGAUUCAUUACCUCCUCCUUUGCCGAAUCCGUUGCCAAAUACUGAUACAAAAUCAGUAAUUUCCUCACCUAAACAGACGUCAACGUUGCCGAUUGUGAUAUCCGAAGAACAUCUAAAAAGCAUCGAUACGCCUCAACCAGCAGUUUCAAGUCCAAACAUUAUACCACAACCAAAAACUGUUUUGGAAGCCUUAGAACAACGCAUGAAUUUAUUUAAAGAUAGAUAAAAAGCCGCAAAAAAAGAAAAUGAUGGUGGCAAAGCUCGUAGAAGUGCGCGUAUUGUUAAACAAUAUGAAGACGCCAUUAAACUUCACAAAGCUGGAAAAUCUAUUCCUACAGAUGAAUUACAGACACCCCCCGGUUGGCCACCAAUUCCGCUUAGUGACAGUAAACCAACCAAUUCUUCAAUCGUAACUCCGAAAUCUCAUGAUAUGCUUGAUAAAGAACCUGAGAAAACACCUGUAAAAUUGCCUAGUACUGUAGCUACCAAAGACCAUUCUGCGGCUCACGUUUCACGAAAUGAAAAACAACUUGUACAGAUCCUAGAAAGACAAAAAACUUUCAAAAGCGCUGCAUUAAAAGCUAAACAAGACGAUGAUGUGGUAAAAGCUAAAGAAUUCAACCAAUGAUCGAAGCAUCUAAGAGCGGAAUAUGCAUUGAUUUGAAUUCGUUUCCUGUGCUGCCUUGUGAGAAUAUUACUGUCAAGGAAGUGAUCUAGACGUUUACCAUAAACUAGAAACUGAUCUUACUCAUCAGUAGAGCUAUGUUCUACUACUAGAGAUAAUUUCAAAGCUACAGGUGAUAUUGUGAAUGCCAACAGAUUCGAUCAAUUGGCUUUGCACUGUAAAAAAGAUUUAAAGUUUGUACGAUUAGCUAAUAGCAAUAACUUAAGAGUGCCUAAAUUUCAUUACGAGUCCAAAUCCGUUUCGAUUGUCCAAUGUAAUACUGAUCUGACUGAUAAUGAUGUUGAUGAAGUAUCUAUUAUUCAAGGGAGUGAAUUAUAAUGUUCCAAACCCGAAAGAAAUCGAUACCUAUAUCAAAUUGCAGUUUCCUUAUCGAACGGAAACUCCUCAGCAGUACAAAAGCGCACUCGUAUACAAUACAAAUAAUCCUGCUUACAAUUUUAUUACAACUUCUAAUAUACAUAGAAAGAAAUUCCAGACAUGCCAGCGAAUUUUCAAACAUCAAAUAUUGGAAUGUGACGUUUGGUUCAAAGGCCGGCGAGGAAGAAACUUGGAACGAAGAAGAAGAUAAAAGUAAAACUUCGUUGGAAGAGGUAAUCAAAGAAACGACCACCGCGACACCUGAAAACGAAGACGAAACUUCGUCUAGUCGCAGCGUCGAAUCGAAUGUCAAAGUAAAUGGAGAAGAUGCUUCGCUCCAGACCCAUACGAUUAAAAUCGAACCAGCCUCGUCCGAUUCCGAAACCUCGACCGCCGCUGAUAGAGGCGACGGAUCAGAAUCGGUUAUCAAAAAAGCCAACUCGACGGAAUCUGCCGAUUCCAAUACGGAAACAAAAAAUAUCGCAUCGAUUGUUAUAAAAAAUGAACCCGUGGCCAGUCCACCAGUCAGCGUUACGCCUGUAAACGAGCAAGAAUAUUUAGGAGUAUUGCCUCAAUCGUUACAAUCAGCUUUAACGGGGGCCAGGUAUUACCCGACAGUGAUAAACGCAGCUUCGGACGCUCGCUUUAGAACUGAAACGUCGUUGGACACUAGACAAGGAUUUGUUUGUCCUCCUUGUGGAAUCAAAUUCAGUUCUUUAAGUACCCUGGAAGCUCAUCAAACCUAUUAUUGUUCUCAUAGGCAGAAAAAAUCUAAUAAAGGAGGAGCUGAAAGUGAAGGAGAAGAUGGUAGAGCAUUAUCAGUCUCUGGUGGUUAUGAUCAAGACGAAGGAAGCAGCGGUGAAAAUAUGAGUACGGGCGAACCUUCGACAAAAAUAGCAAAAACUGGCAAACAAUACAGAUGCACUCACUGUUCUUACAGCGCUGAUAAGAAAGUCAGUCUGAACAGACACAUGAGGAUGCAUAGCGCAUCUCCAGCCACUUCGGUUCAUAACGAUUCGGAUUCUUCGGUUCAACCCAUCGAUCGUUAUUGCCAAGAAUGCGAUAUUAGAUUUUCAAAUUUGAAAACGUUCAAAGCGCACAAAUUGCAUUACUGUAGUACGCGUAAUGUAAUCAAACGAGCGCCAAAUGCUAAUUCGUCACCUUCGCCGAAUCUAUCCAUCGAUUCUAGAAUAACGCCACCGUUAUCUUCGUUCGGUCUCACCAAUCAAAAUCCUCCGCAACCUUUUAUCGCGCUUCCGACUAAUCCCGUAUUAAUCGUACCGUAUUCGUUGAUACAAGCUGGAAAUAUGCUUUCUAGUCCAGUCACUUCCGGAUUAAACGGGCAAGACGGAGUUUAUCUAUUGUUACCGGACGGUACGAUACAAAUGGUUGCGCAAAGCAUGGCUAAUCAAGCGAAUAGGACUCCAGAAUUGGUCAGUCCCGUUUUGCAGCCCAUUCCGACCUCGAAUAAUAAUCAAGUGACUAAAGAAACCGUCAGCUCGAAACCAAACAAGCAACCAUCGGUGGUCAGCGUACCAAUCGCGAAUGGUGCUCUGGAUCUGCGAAUGCGUCGUGAAUCGAACGGCAGCGAAAGCACGACGACCAUCGACGCUUCGGAAGAAGAAAAAGAAAAUCGUCUGCUGGACGAUCAAACGGAUCACGAGGACAUCGUGUGCGCUCCUUCGAUACCGUUGAUAUUAUCGGCGUCGUCGACUUGCUCGACACCGUCUCCUAUUCCACUAUCGCCCGGAUCGCAGACACGUCUUUCGUCAUGUUCCGAGAAAAUAUGCAGCCCUAGUCCGAAAUCAGUCAUCACAGUAGCGUCGUCAAAAUCCGCCAAGAAAGUAACCAACGGCGUCAUUAGAAAAUUAUCAAAGUCCGAAAGCGCCGGCGGAGAUGAUAAAAAAAUCGAAUCGUUUUCCACGCAGCAGAAUAUGGCCGCUGCCGCCGCCGCCGCCGCCGCAGCAGCUGCGGCUGCCGAACGAGGCUCUAAUUUCAGCUUGACCGAGAUGCUGUUAGCGGCCGCGUCUCAGAAUCAUAGCGAAUCUGCGAAGGAGUUGCAAUUUCCACCGGAAAUGAUACCGCAUUUGUCCGCCAUUCAGCAAAUGAAUUCGGCUAAAAGGCCCGCUCUCAAUCCUAUCGCUAAUAUUCCCCUUUUAUUACCUCCGGUUUCGCCAGGAUCUCGCGUCAUUCCAGAAAUAUUGAAUCCGUCCAUUUUACCUUUGCUAACGUCCGAAUUAGCCAUGAGAUUAGCCUCGACAAACGUUCCGGCCGCCGCAGGAGGUGGUGGUGUACCGCCGUAUAUUAGGCAAGGUACUUGGAAAUGUGAAGACUGCAAUAUUGGAUUUUGUAAAUAUGAAAAUUACGUAGCUCAUAAAAAGCAUUACUGUUCGACGCGCAAAGUUCAAGAUUCGGCGCAAUCAGACGAUUCAAUCAAAACUAGUCCAGCUGGAUCUCCGUCUUCGAAAACACUAGCACCUUCGCCCCAAACGCUUUCCAAAGAGAAUACCAGCCCGAUACCGCAUGCGACCAAUGUUAUACAAAGCGCUAGACCGUUUUCGCAGUUUAUUUGUCAGAUGUGCGGCAUUAAAUUUACGUCUUUAGAUAAUUUAUCUACCCAUCAGACGUUCUACUGUCCUAAUCGAGUCGCCGUUGCCGAUGGUGGAGAAAAAUCUAGUCUUAAAUGCCCGAAAUGUAAAGUGUUGUUACCAGUAGAUCAAUUACAAACCCAUCAGUGUACCGGGACAGCGAGCUCAGGGUGGAAAUGUCCAUGUUGUUUCACUAUUUGCAAUUCUACAAAUGCGAUUCAAAAGCAUAUCGAAAGUCACAGUGGCGUGAAAGCCUUUUUAUGCACUAUUUGUAAUUAUAAAGGAAAUACCAUCAGAGGAAUGCGAACUCACAUACGAGUCCACUUCGAUAAACGAAACGGCGAAAUAAUGGAGGAAAAUUAUAUCACCUGUUUAAUGGAAGAAAACAGCAGCGCUGCAAGUUCUUCGGACGAAAAUUCGUCAGAGAAAACAGUCAAGAAACCAGUCACCGAAACGGUCGUGCCAGUAUCAGUAACGCCCGUAACGCCGAUCGUCGAAGAUAAACCUGUAGAAGGUCGCUCUUCUCCUAUCGUUGUAGACUGCGUUGAAGAUGAAGACGAAUAUAUCGAGGUAGACGAAUUACCCAACAUAAAAAGCAGCAAUUCUCCCAAAGAAUCUGUCGAAGCUGCCACCAAAGAGGACUCGAAAUCUUCUCAAGAGCCUGCCGAAGACGCUGCUGACGACAGCAGUAUCAAGAAAUACGGUCCAAAAUAUUGUAAAUCUUGCGAUAUUUCGUUUAAUUAUUUAUCUACUUUCAUAGCACAUAAGAAAUAUUAUUGUUCGAAUACGAGCGACGCGUCGAGUUCUUUAAAUAGCGCUGAAAGUAUUGUGAUACCUACGAAUAUCGCUGCUGCAGCACAUAUUGUUUGAAAAUCUUUCCUAACCUACGAAUAAUUCGGAUAUAUUUUUUGUAAUGUAUAAAAUUCCAUACGGAUGAAUUUUUAUAAAUUUUUUAAUUUAUAAAUCACUACCUACCUACCAUUUCAACUUGAUGAACCGUGUAGCCAUUUUACCAAAAGUAAGCAGUCAUUUUAAAGAUCGUCAUUGACGAUAUCGUUGUAUAUAUAGCACAUUUUUGUAAAAAUUCAACUUUCAUCACUUUCAGUGAACGUAGUUUAGAAUCCCGUGUACAUUACCAUGCCUAAAAGAAAUAAUUAAUCUCAUAUCAAAAUUUAUUAUUUGUGUUUUCAUAUUAUAGAUAUAUCUGCUUGUAAUUGGCCAGUAUUAAUUUUUUAUUUUAAAAAAAGGUGAUUACCUACGUGUCCCUUAAAGGUUUACUUGUACUUUUUUUUCAUGUGCCAUAAAUAUUGAACUACUCGCAAUACUGGCACAAAAUCGUAUUGUAUUUUUAUCGAGGUUCGAAUUGAUUUUAAAUAUUCGGUGUACAUCGUGAUCAAUGAUCAAUAAGGCGAUUGAUGUAAGAAUG
Messenger RNA from Planococcus citri (citrus mealybug), 6296 nucleotides. RefSeq names its product Zinc finger protein ush (gene ush). The coding region runs from base 2243 to 5740 and encodes 1165 amino acids. The record is from RefSeq and is a predicted model, not a curated record. Gene Ontology annotation, biological process: positive regulation of transcription by RNA polymerase II; cell differentiation; negative regulation of transcription by RNA polymerase II. Gene Ontology annotation, cellular component: nucleus. Gene Ontology annotation, molecular function: RNA polymerase II-specific DNA-binding transcription factor binding. The transcript has 23 exons. NCBI's taxonomy places the organism in Eukaryota, Metazoa, Arthropoda, Insecta, Hemiptera, Pseudococcidae.